Pocillopora verrucosa is the source of this 2454-nucleotide messenger RNA. Its product is annotated as galanin receptor type 1-like. NCBI's taxonomy places the organism in Eukaryota, Metazoa, Cnidaria, Anthozoa, Scleractinia, Pocilloporidae. Gene Ontology annotation, cellular component: plasma membrane. The record is from RefSeq and is a predicted model, not a curated record. Gene Ontology annotation, molecular function: G protein-coupled receptor activity. Gene Ontology annotation, biological process: G protein-coupled receptor signaling pathway.
CAUACCUUCCUCUGCAGUUCGUUUCCUGUGAAAAUUAGAUUGUCUGAAAAAAAUAUGAAAUAAACCCAGAGAAUCGUUUAAGCAUGAGAAGACAGCAUCAGCGUUUUAAGUGUCUCUUAAAGGUUGAAUUAUCACAAUUUCAUUUGACGACCUCUUAUCUUCCUCCAAGUUGAAAAGAACACAGCGUAACAGAGCAUACAUUUAAGUUAUCAGCAUAUUACUCUUCGUUAAAUUCUCUUGCAAUGUUCAGCGGGACUUCCGUGGCAAAUAUCAGUACCAAUUCAACGAACGAUACAGUUCCGAAUGAGGCUUCAUGGUUGGACAUUCUUCAGUACACUCUGUUUGCCAUAAUAUUUGCAGUUAGUACCAUAGGAAAUAUUUUGGUCUGUUUGGUGGUAUUGGGAACAAAACGCAUGCGCACAACACGAAAUUUCCUCCUUGUCAAUCUGGCGGUAUCAGAUCUAACGGUAGCCCUAUUAUGUAUACCGUUCGACUUGGUGCUCAAGAUUACAGCACCCAACUGGCCGCUUGGCGCCGCGAUGUGCAAGUUAUUGUGGCCUUCUAUGACAUUUGUAACCAAUUCCUCUGCAGUUACACUUGCAGUAAUCAGCUUUGACAGGUAUCGCGCAAUAGUCCGACCGACAAAAGCUCGUCUCACAACUCGACAAACUGGUUUCAUCAUUGGGGCAAUCUGGGUGGUGUCGUUAUUGCUUGUGCUGCCAUACGUGUUAGCUUUGAAGGUAAUCGAUAACAGCUGCGACGAAGAAUGGCCCAGUAACACCACACAAAAAAUCUACACUGUGGGACUGUUUGUAUUCCAGUAUGCUUUACCUCUCACAAUCAUUGCGUUUGCAUAUGUCAAAAUAGUUCUCAAGCUUCGAGAACAAUCGGAACGAAUGGCGAGCUACCAUGAAAUUUCAAAGAGGCCAGCAUCUCCAUCGUUGCCAGAGGAAAACUGGAAUGCUGGCAAUAGCCUCGCCCCCAACAUAAGUGAUGCAAUCUCGUUGUCUUCUCCUGUUCCAGAGAGGAAGAAAUUUAGGAAUGGGAAUCUCAAUAAAACACAUCAUCUUGGUCAUAAGAAAUUAGAAAUCCAGAUGCACGAUGUUGCCUCCCCACUUCCAACAAGGAAGAAGCAGCAGUUUCCGACAACAUCCCGAGCUUGCAGAAUGAAAGAAGCAAAACGACUCGAGCACAACACUAAAAUUGUAAAGAUGCUUGUUUCCGUAGUCCUCUCUUACGCGAUUUGUCUUUUGCCAAAUCAAGUUGCUUGGUUAUGGUUGGAGUUUGGAUCUGGUGAAAGCUGGCCUCAUUUUCAAGAGUUACUUAUAUUUGGAAGCCUUAUGGUAUACAUCAACAGUUCUGUUAAUCCUUUACUCUACGCUGGUAUGAACGAAGAAUUUAGAAAGGGAUUCAUAAGAAUUAUAAAAUGCCAAUGGAGAGAGCAGCGUCAAACAUUUUAGUUCGGUGGUUAAAUUAAGCGUUACAUAAAUGAGUGUUGAAGUUACCUCUCGAUGCAGGUAUCCUUAAAACUUCGGCUAAAUUUGUCGUGUAAAAUUUGUGUGAAUCUCUUCCAACCGUAAACAUCCUCGCUCCUUUUGGUUAAAGUAAAUUUACUUCAUUUCGAUGACCUUUCUUUAACAUGCCAAAUUAAUAUUCUGAGGUUUCCUUCAUGGUUAAAAUAAAUCAAUAUUUCGCACUAAGUAACAGCUGAAAAUAUUUUCACAGCUGCAAGCACUGCGGCUGCACCUCAAUAUCUUCUGUUGCUCAAUUUUCCCAUAAUGUAUCAAUCAACUUAGUAAGUGAAACUAUUUGCAUCAAAAUGUAAGGCUGAUUGUAAGCCGGUAGAAGCUGAAGUUUUGCCUUUUACAUAGGAGGUGACUUCCUAAUUUUUUCUUUUUUGUAUGAACACGAACAGCAAAGAUACUCUUUACUCUUCUGAUGGUAACGAUAAAACAAAUUUGAGCGCUUGAGGAAAAGGUGAAAUGAAACAUUAAAAGAAAGAAUGCACUAAGAAUUCCAAGGGGUCAGUGUAAAACAAGCUUUUCUACGACAAAAAAGCAACAGCGACAUCUUCUAAAACCCCAACAACUACAAAGAGGAAGAGUAAAAUCUACAUCAUGCUGUAUAUUCAAGAAAGAAAAAUUAUUUGUCUUGAACUGUUUUGAAAACAGUAGAUUGGGUAGGUAAUACAUAUUUUAAUGAAAGUAAGAUUCGUCCAUAGUUUUAAUUGGGUUUGCUUGGGAUUGUAAUAAAGUAAGGUUCGAAUGGAAACUGAGAAAUGGCAAAAUAGUGUUAUAAUGAUUAAAUAGCCGUGUGGAAAUACGAAUUUAGCCAUUAUCAUCACGAGGAGAAAAAUUCGCAUCCACAAGAGGACACGCAUAUGUUCUGUUUACCAUAAAUAGAUAGAAGAGACAGUUCUAUAAAUAAGAGACAGUUUUAAAAUGUCUUUCUAUA